AAGGGUAUUUAGAAGAUAUAAUGGAUUGUAUCGAAUAUGAACAUGAGGACGUUCAAAGGGCUAUUACCGAAAUAAUAUCUGUAGCUUGUUCGCAAAAGGAUUGUAGAGCUUUAGUAGCAAUACAUUGUCAAAAAUAUUUAACAAGUUUAAUGACUAGCAACAAUCAAAAACUAAAAACUUUAUCAGCUGUUGCAUUAACAAAAAUUUUGUUGGAUGAAAAAGCCUCAGAACAACAACAAAAUGGCAAUAAAAUUUCAGUAAUUGACGAAAAUGAGACGCUUUUAGCAGGAUUAUUUCAAAAUAUGGUUUUGGAUACUAAUUCGGAAACCACCAUCCGUGUAAAUGCUAUUGAAGGAUUAGCUUAUUCUAGUUUAAAACCCGCUGUGAAAGAAACGAUUGCUUAUCAUCCAACGUUGUUAAAAGAAAUAUUUAAACUUGUGCAAGACUCAGAAAAGACGGAUAAUGCAUUAUUUUAUGGUGUAGCAGUAAUCUUGGCUAACGUUACCACAUACAAGAAAAAAAUGAGUGAAUCUGAAGAACAAAUUUUCAAAUUAAAGAAAAUGUCAGGAGAAAGCUUAAAGAUCGAAGAUGAUCCUAUAGAUGAUGAUGAAUAUGUGAUUAAUCGGACUAAACAAGUUAUGAAAUCUGGUGUCAUUCGUCCGUUAAUUAUCAUGACAAAAAAUUCUAGUCAAGCGAUUCGACAAUUAGUGGCAAAAGUAUUUCUUAAUCUUACAACAGAUCAAAGUAAUCGAGGCGCAAUUGUUCAGCAAGGCGGCAUUAAAGCUUUGAUCCCAUUAGCUACCAAGAAUACAAAAGAAGUUACCGAACUUGCAAGUCACGCUUUGGCAAAAAUUGCCAUUACAAUGGACCCAAAUUUGGCAUUUCGUGGUGAAAGAGCUUCAGAUCUCGUUCGUCCUUUUCUUUCUUUAUGUCAAGGAGGAAGUGAACUUUGUCAAUUUGAAGCUUUGAUGGCUUUAACAAAUUUGGGAAGUUCGGAUAAUGAUAUUCGAAUGCGGAUAUAUGAUGCUAAAGGAAUCCCAAUUAUAGAAAAUUUACAACUUUCUGAUAAUGACAUGAUUCGUCGGGCAGCAACUGAAUGUUUAUGUAAUAUGAUGUUUUGCGAACCGGUUUAUAUUAUGUACAGUGAUCCUCAAAUGUCAUCGAACAAAAUUAAAAUAUUAGUUGCACUUUCUGAUGUUGAAGAUUUUGAAACUCGACGAGCAGCUAGUGGAGCUUUGGCAAUUUUAUCGACAAGUCCCGAUGUUUGUAAUAUGAUUGUUGAUCGACCACGUGGAAUAGAAAUAUUAAAAGAUUUAAUUUCUGAAGAAUCGGUGGAAAUGCAACAUCGUAGUGUUGAAUGUUUCAAAAAUAUUUCAAAUGUUAGCAAAGAAAUGUGUCAACGAUUGGUUGAAGCUAAAGCAUUACAAGAAAUCGCAAAACAUGGUUAUUUACCAAAGAAUGAUGCCAAAUAG
Messenger RNA from Racocetra fulgida, 1472 nucleotides. The record is from the annotation of a GenBank genome assembly. Lineage: Eukaryota; Fungi; Glomeromycota; Glomeromycetes; Diversisporales; Gigasporaceae.